AUGUUUGUUGACGCACUGACACAUGCAGCAGCUGCUGGAGAGGCUGCCACAGGCGAACUGCUGAAACAAACACGUACAAUAACAGACGACUUCGCCAAAAAACUACAAAUAUUCCAAGAUGAACCAAACACUACAUCAGGAGAGAGAGUGAUACAAGAUAUCAUUAGGUGCGCUGAUUUGGUGAGAACCGCAAGCCCUAGCCUAUCCUGUAAAGAGUCAGCAGCCGAUUCAACGUCAGAAUCGGGCAGCCCUGCCGCAAGAGGGUCACCGAGAAAGGAUAGCCUGACGGCAUAUGGCAAUAAUAGACACUCCGUAUAA
This is a messenger RNA of Babesia sp. Xinjiang, 318 nucleotides long. RefSeq lists its product as uncharacterized. The coding region runs from base 1 to 318 and encodes 105 amino acids. The record is from RefSeq and is a predicted model, not a curated record. Lineage: Eukaryota; Apicomplexa; Aconoidasida; Piroplasmida; Babesiidae. The transcript has a single exon.